Molecule: messenger RNA, 2265 nt
Organism: Penicillium verrucosum
Lineage: Eukaryota; Fungi; Ascomycota; Eurotiomycetes; Eurotiales; Aspergillaceae
Product: transcription factor domain-containing protein
Exons: 3
Coding region: 1-2265 (754 amino acids)
Biological process (GO): regulation of transcription by RNA polymerase II; DNA-templated transcription
Cellular component (GO): chromatin
Molecular function (GO): RNA polymerase II cis-regulatory region sequence-specific DNA binding; zinc ion binding; DNA-binding transcription factor activity, RNA polymerase II-specific
Source: RefSeq, a predicted model, not a curated record
AUGUUGAGUAGCAAGCCCUAUCAGUGUCACAGAUGCCAGAGGGCAUUUGCUCGUUUAGAGCAUCUCCAACGACACGAUCGUUCACAUACCAAAGAGAAACCGUUUGCCUGCGAUCAAUGUUCCAAGGCCUUUACACGCAAGGAUCUGCUGGCCCGUCAUGAGCGUCUCUCUCACAACCUCGACGCCAGUCCAGCCAGCAACCAGACACACACACCUUCCCCCGCUAACCCUCCCACCCUGGAAGGGUUAGACUCCUUGGCAUCUGUAGUCCCAACCCAUGUCCAAUCUAAUCGCUCUUUGCAAAGGCCCGAUGACCAUUAUUCAGGAAUAUCGGGCGUACAUCGUCCAAUGCUAGGUCAGUUGGCUAGCACAGACGAUCCUUCUGCAGGACCUACCACCCCAUCUCCAGCCCCGGAUUUCGGAUAUGCUCUAGGUGGCUUCGGAUCUGGAUCAUAUCAUGGUCAUGACUUCACCUCAUUCUUGGAUAGCGUCCCCUUGCCAAAUCAUCCAUUCUCGUCGGCUUAUCAGCCACUCCCGCUAUUCCCACCCUUGAAUUUCUCCCCGGUUCCGGACUAUGAUCAAUCUUCUGAUAGAGGGACACUGACUGAAACUACUCCUUCAACUCCUUCGAGUUCUGUACUUCCCCGGCAUGGUGCUCAGUUACCUUCGCUCCAGCCGGAGGGGUAUCACAUAUCCUCCAAGACACGCCAGCCCACGGGAUUCGUACCAGUCACGGCUCAAUGUCGGGAGAAGUUUUUGGAUAUGUUGUCCGACUACGCCAAUGUGGUCUCAGAUCCAUCGUUGCCGUCUCGACAUGCACUAUCCCGAUGUUUGACCGGGUAUGUAACUGGUUUCCAUGAGCACUACCCAAUUGUCCAUAUCCCGACUCUCGAUGUAGACUCGAUGACAUUACCGCUCUUCUUAUCAAUGGCGGCAUUGGGUGCACGGUAUUGCCGCGAGCCAGAUACCAGUAUGCGGCUUUAUCAGGUUGCCAAGCCAGUGACUUUGGAACAUGUCCGCCGGGUCUUCCAGUCGGGCAAGCUGUCCCCGGCCAAUGUGGCCGACGACAUUGAUACCCUAGAAACUCUACAAUCUUUAUUGUACCUAACCUCGGUGUCGCUCUGGUUUAUCAACAACCCUCCAUACCAUGAGGGGCUGUCCCUUCGCAGUGUAAUGGAAAUGCUCAUGCGAAAAGGAGGACUCAACCACCUACCCGAGCAGGACGGGACAUGGAGUAGCUGGAUACGCCGGGAAAGUGUAAAACGCACCAAACUAAUUGUUGUCUGUUUCUUCAACAUCCAAACCAUCGUCUUCGACGUCCCACCAAUGAUCCUCACAGAAGACUUCACAAUCGAAUUACCCAGCACCGAAAAAGAAUGGCAAGCCACGCACGCAGACCUCUGGCGGACAGAGCGCCUAAAGAGUCCCGGCGAACCGAAAUUCCAAGAUGCCCUUUCCGCCCUAUUUGGCCCAACCAGCAAUGUAGAACGGUUCUCCUCACUCGGAGGCUACGUUCUAAUCCACGCAAUCCUACAAGACAUCUGGCUAAUGACGAAAGCGGGCCGACUACCCGUGUCCCGACGAAACCGCUUCAGCCCCUCAUCAAUGACAUCUACACCGGAGCUCGUCCACGUCGAGCAAGCCCUAGAACGCUGGUGUCAGUGCUGGGAACGCAACCAAGAAUCCUCUGUUGACCCACUCAGCCCGAACGGCCCUCUAUCCUUCACAUCAGCAGCCCUACUCCGACUAGCCUACAUCCGCCUCAACGCGGACUGCGGCUCAGCCCGCCAACUGCAAACCUGGGACCCAGUCCAAAUCGCAACAAGUCUCCGCGACAACCUCUCCGUCCAACGCGGCGACCGUCUCACGCGCGCAGCGCUCCACUGCGCACAUGCCCUCAGCACACCCGUCAAGCUCGGUAUUGGAUUUGUUGCGCACUCGCAGGUGGCGCAGUGGUCGAAUCAGCAUGCUUUGUGUUCUCUGGAGUGCGCGGUGUUGCUGGCAAAGUGGCUUGAGGCGAUCACGGUGUCGGAUCCGGAGCCGAGGUUGACGGAGCAAGAGACUCGGUUGAGGGAUUUCGUGCUUGAGAUGGUUAUGGAAGUGCAGCAUGGUGUUUCGAGGGAGUGGUUGCUUGCUACUAACACUCGGCUUAGUGCUGCGGUUACUAGGUUGUGGGCCAGACUAUUUACGGCGGAUUAUAUUUGGGAGAUGGUUGCUUUGAUUGGGAGGUCUUUGGAUAGUUAUGCGGAUUUGCUAGAGCAGUAG